This is a messenger RNA of Perkinsus marinus ATCC 50983, 1374 nucleotides long. Its product is annotated as DEAD box ATP-dependent RNA helicase, putative. Lineage: Eukaryota; Perkinsozoa; Perkinsida; Perkinsidae. Gene Ontology annotation, molecular function: RNA helicase activity; nucleic acid binding; ATP binding. The record is from RefSeq and is a predicted model, not a curated record. The transcript is spliced from 11 exons. The coding region runs from base 1 to 1368 and encodes 455 amino acids.
AUGCCUCCUUCAGCGGUGACAGGGGGAGGGUUCGCCAGUCUUGGUCUGUCGUCGACUACUCUCCGGUCGCUUGCUCGGAUGGGGUACGAAGAGGCUGCUCCCGUACAGAAGCAGGCCAUCCCUCUAGGUCUCAAUUCGGGCGAUGUGAUUAUCCAAUCUAAGUCCGGUAGCGGUAAGACCUGUGCCUUCGGUGUUAUCGUCUGCGAGUCCACAAUUCCCGGGAUGGAGCAGAUUCAGAGCAUCGUCAUAGCCCCUAGCAGGGAAAUCGUGAACCAGAUACGAGAUGAAAUGCUACAGAUUUGUCACUAUUCUCGCCAAGUGAUCUCUACUGUAGGGGAGUUUACAUGUAAACAGAAGCAGGCUGCCGAGAUACCCGACAUCCUCAUCGGCACAAGCAAUCAAGUGUAUCUCCUUUUCCGGCAAGGACAUGUGCCCAUGUGCUCCGAUGAUGCCCUCUUGGUUAUGGAUGAGGCGGACAUCAUGCUGGACAGCUCACGGGAUCGGAAGUAUCUAACGUAUAUCACACGCGGUCUACAUUAUCUAUGCAAUGACGUCAAGCUCAUUCUCUCCUCUGCAACGCUGCCACCUCAUGUGUUACCGUAUGCGGAGGAGUUACUAGAGUAUAUCGAGCCUAAAGGAAGUAGGGAAUUUAGCCGGGCCACACUGUGUAGAAGUGACACCAUUGACCCAGCGGAGAACGCCCUGCUGACUCACAUCACCCAUGCAAUCUGCGUAUUACCUAAAGAGGCCAACGGCGACAUACCAUGGGGAUUGGAGAAGCUGCUUGAGAAGGAGCGAUACCAUCAAUGUAUUGUCUUCUGUACAUCGGUACCACUGGUGAAGAUGAUCGCUGCCUAUCUGCGUGACUAUGUGUCCUCAUCAUGCAGAGUAGUGGAGACCUCAGAAGACCAUAGCAUUGCUGAGCGCUCAGUGGCUAUGGAGUUAUUGAGCUCCCAGGAACAUGGAGUAGUGGUAGCUACAGACGAGGUGUUCUCCCGAGGAGUCGAUGGACCUCUGGUGGAUCUGGUCAUCAAUAUCGGGCUCCCAGAGACCAAGGAAACAUACCUGCAUAGAUCUGGUCGAUGUGGACGCUUUGGUCGUCCUGGCACCUGCAUUACUCUUCUAGAAGGCACCAACGAAUUGGAUGAGAUACGGUUCCUUUACGUUCAACUCGGUGUUCCUUUUGAGACUGUAGUAUUGGAGCAGCCGGCUCCCAUUGCUGUCCUUGUACCUCCGAAAAACUGUUAUUACUUUAUGUCUAAUCAUCCUUUUGCGAUCCAUACUGAUGUAGAACCCCGGAAGCGUGAGCUGCGGAAGUUGCACGCCUCCGUAUGGGGCUUCGACUGUACCGCAGACGCUUCGCACUGAGCCGUG